CGCCAUGCCGCCGUGGGGCGCCGCCCUCGCCCUCGCCCUCGCCCUCGCCCUGCUCCUGGCCGCGCUCGCCCUGCUUGGCCUGCUGGCCCAGCGGCUGCGGCGCGCCGUCGGAGCGAGUGCUGCGCCGGGAGCCCUCGGCCAGGACCACCGGGAGGAGGCAGACGGCGGAGGCGCCGCGGACAGAUUCAGCGACGGGCGCGAGCCGCUGCCGGGCGGGUGCAGGCUCAUCUGUAAACCGUCGGCGCUGGCCCGGUGCCUGCUGAGCGCCUUGCGACGCUCGACGGCGCUGGAGCCGCUCCCGCGCUCCUGGCUCUCCGGGCCCCACCUGCAGACCCUCUGCCACUUCGUGCUGCCGGUGGGGCCCGGGCCUGAGCUGGCCAGGGAGUACCUGCAGUUGGCGGACGACGGGCUGGUGGCCCUGGACUGGGUCGUGGGCCCUUGCCCCCGGGGUCGACGGGUCACUAACGCCGGGGGCCUUCCCGCCGUGCUGCUGGUGAUCCCCAAUGCCUGGGGGCGCCUCACCCGCAACGUGCUCGGCCUCUGUCUGCUCGCCCUGGAGCGCGGCUACUGCCCGGUCAUCUUCCACCGGCGCGGCCACCACGGCUGCCCUUUGGUCAGCCCCCGGCUGCAGCCUUUCGGCGACCCGUCCGACCUCAAGGAGGCGGUCACUUACAUCCGCUUCCGACACCCGGCUGCCCCUCUGUUCGCGGUGAGCGAGGGCUCCGGCUCAGCGCUUCUGCUGUCCUACCUGGGAGAGUGCGGCUCCUCCAGCUAUGUGACCGGCGCCGCGUGCAUCUCGCCGGUGCUGCGCUGCCGCGAGUGGUUUGAGGCCGGCCUGCCCUGGCCCUACGAGCGGGGCUUUCUGCUCCACCAGAAGAUCGCCCUCAGCAGAUACGCCUCGGCCCUCCAGGACACGGUGGACACCCACAAACUGUUCAGGAGCCGCUCCCUGCGAGAGUUUGAGGAAACCCUCUUCUGCCACACCAAGAGUUUCCCCAUCAGCUGGGACACCUAUUGGGACCACAACGACCCCCUCCGGGAUGUGGAUGAGGCGGCUGUGCCCGUGUUGUGUAUCUGUAGUGCUGACGACCCCGUGUGCGGGCCCCCAGACCACUUUCUGCCGACGGAACUCUUCCACAGCAACCCCUACUUCUUCCUGCUGCUCAGUCACCACGGAGGCCACUGUGGCUUCCUGCGCCAGGAGCCCUUGCCAGCCUGGAGCCAUGAGGUCAUUUUGGAGUACUUCCGGGCCUUGACAGAGUUCUUCCGAACAGAAGAGAGGAUGAAGGGGCUGAGCAGGCAUCGGGCUUCAUUCCUAGGGGGCCGGCGUCGCUGGGGAACCCUGCAGAAGCGGGAGGUCUCUCCCUCUUCCCAUCUGGAGGAGAUCUUUAGCUGGAAACGAUCGUAUACGAGGUGAGACCUGGCCCAAAAACACCCCCGGUCCUGCACGGAAGAACAGGGCUGGACAUGCCAGAGUCCUGACACGGCCGUGAGCACGGGAAGGGGACUGCAGGGCCAGCUCUUUGCCACCGAUUCAGCCCCCUCUCUCUUAAACUGGUUUGUGGAAAGAGAUGGAACUUCCAGUGAGCUGGUGCUCACGUUAUCCUGAGGACACUCCUACCUCAGGCUUAGCUCCACACAUUCCAACUCUUCCUGGUCAGCAACUGGUCUGUCACUGUCACUCUCUCCUGUCACCGACCUUAUAAGCCAAGAAUAGCACCACUUUGAGUCUAUGGACUCAGGAGAAAAAUGCUCUGUCACUUGCAAGGAUUGUAGGGAAAAUGGGUUUCCGCAUGUCAUUGGGAAGCUCUGUCCCACAUAAAUAAUCAGCUCUGUGACCCUGAUUCUUGAAUUGGAGCCACUCAGUGUCGUGAGGACAGGAUGUUUGUGUCUUGGUCCCACUUCCCUCACUGGGCUCUGUGGUUGUGGCACUCUGCUGACUUCAUGCUGUCACAGCUGUGGAAAUGAGCUCCUAGAUCAUGGUGUGGUGCGUCAGUCUUGCGUGAGUGUGAGAAAGGCGCUGGAGGCAGUUAAGUGUGGUCCUGAGCCUGGGUUGGUGAGGGUGACGAGGUACAGAGCAUACAUCUGUGUCUGGAGGACUGAGGUCCUAUCUUUCAGACUCGUUCCCCAGGUCUCGGUUGGGCUGAUCUGGGGCUUCAGGUAGGACUUCAAGCCUAGAGAGAUCUUAAGGACAAUUUUAGGAAGAGGAAGUCCUUGCACACAGGACCUGCCAGACCCUGGCUCAACGAGCCAGACUCUCAGGCACUCUGGCUGCUCCCUCCAGUACCUGGAGAUUACGCCAGAGAGUCCUAGCUAAAGCUGUUUUUCUCCUGCCAUGUGGGCUUUUUCUAAGUGGUAAAGAGUAUAAACCUGGUAUCUUUGGUAUUUUCUAGUUGGUUUCCCUCUUUUCUGACACUACGACUAGCUGCUUUUUUUCCCGGAGCCUGGAGACAGCUGGGACCAGAGAAAACAAAAGUUCCAAGAGGUUAGUUAGUGCUUACUCAGUGAUUUAUGAAUAUUUCACAUUACCACACUUUUUCUGCUCAAUUUAUUCAAAAGGCCAUCCAUGUAGAUGUAGACAAAGCUGCUUCCUGGACCUGGCCACUCAGUGACUUGUUUUAUGGUAUUUGGUUUUAUGAGGAAUAAUGCUGAAGAUCAGAGUAAAACAAAGCAUUGUACAAAUUGAUUCGCAUAUCCUGGUUUGAUUUAGGCCAUUAAACAAUACACUAGGACAUCUGGUUCUAUGUGUUGCUAAGA
This is a messenger RNA of Canis lupus familiaris (dog), 2757 nucleotides long. It is a transcript of the gene ABHD15, whose product is annotated as abhydrolase domain containing 15. Gene Ontology annotation, molecular function: monoacylglycerol lipase activity; short-chain carboxylesterase activity. The record is from RefSeq and is a predicted model, not a curated record. The transcript has 2 exons. Lineage: Eukaryota; Metazoa; Chordata; Mammalia; Carnivora; Canidae. Bases 5 to 1417 code for a protein of 470 amino acids.